Messenger RNA from Micropterus salmoides (largemouth bass), 1457 nucleotides. RefSeq lists its product as uncharacterized. Bases 346 to 1062 code for a protein of 238 amino acids. The record is from RefSeq and is a predicted model, not a curated record. NCBI's taxonomy places the organism in Eukaryota, Metazoa, Chordata, Actinopteri, Centrarchiformes, Centrarchidae. Gene Ontology annotation, cellular component: mitochondrion. Gene Ontology annotation, biological process: regulation of autophagy. The transcript has 2 exons.
CCUCUGCCUUUUUGUCUCUCCAUCAAUACAGUCAGCCAACAACAGCGCUGGGGCUGAGGAAAUGGAUGGUGUGUCUAUUUUUGGAAGCAGGGAAGGAGGGCAAACCAAAAGUAAACUAGGGAGAGAGCGAGGGAGGAGGAGGGAUGUGAGGAGAAGAUAAAUCUGCAUUCUACAGCUGCCUCUGGUCAGAGACAGUUGGAGCUACAGAGAAGCAGCAUCACCGGCUGGAGACACAGCAUCAUACAUUUAAAACAUACUCAGCUGCGAAAAGGCUGCAGGCUGAUAAUUGAGAUUGCAAGAGCAGAGAAAAGAAUAAAAUAGCAACUGGACAAAACAAACACAGCUAUGCGUCUACGGUCCAGACUGCUGUCCAAGAGAAGACUCCUGCUGCCCACAAUCAGAGAGGGCACAGAGGAGACGGUGAGGGAUUUGAAUGAGGCCAACACGCUCCACAUCACUGGCCAUGGCCAGGCUGUCUCCUCAGAGGACUACCUCCUCUCCAUCUGCCACCUGGCUCACCCCACCUUCCCCACCUUGGAUGUUUCCUCCUACAACAUCCAGCAGCUGGACUCUGUGCACCAAAGACUGCAGCUCUCACGGCUCAGCGAGACUACAUCAACCACCUUUGAAUUCAACCCCACAGAGGAGGCGCAUGCUAUUGAUAUGCAGCAGGGAGAGGGGAAAGGACUGAAUGGCGAGCUGAUGUUAGGCAACGCUGACCCUCUGGAGUAUCUUUAUGGACACCAGAAUAACCUCUCAGGGGGUGUGAGGAGGGCAUUUGUUGAGGCGAGGUGUAUAAGGCAACAUGGGAGCACAUGGGAGGGCCAGGCCCACUCCAGAGCGCUCAGCAUCCCCCAUGCUUCAAGUCCAGACCUCCAAUACCAGAGCAAGAGCACCUGCCCUGAGUUCCACAGCAGCACUAACACUUCUGUACCAAACGUCUCCCCAAAACCAAGCUUAUCCAGGUUGGAUGCCAGAGGGAGCCCAGCAGUCAGAGGAGCAGAGGGGGGAGAGACAGAAUCCAACCAUGAAAACAUCCCUCAUAUCCCAGUGGAUCUCUGACUGCAGAUUGGCGUGGAGGGAGGCGCGUGUACGAGUCUGCUUGCUGCCCGCCAUUGCUGAGAUAUAGAGCGCAAAUGGACAGACACUGUGAGCAAAGACAUUCCUCAAUAAAGUAUCCUAAUCUUUUUCUGUCAGUGAAUGAAACAUUGGUGUUAGGAGAUAUGUAGAUGUGGAUUAUGAGAGAGAGAGAGAAAUAUGAUUUAAUAGGCUACACAUUUAAAAACAUGCAGAGGCAAGUAAAUAUUGUCAUGAUUGUCCAUCUGUAAUGUUACAUCAAUGUCAUUAUUUACUAUUACAACCUAAAUGCUUGAUGUAUGCUGGUGAUCAUACAAAAUCAUUAAAAUAGACAAUUCUGCAAAAAAAAAUUUUUUUUACCCUCCAGUGAUUUCUGAAGU